Molecule: messenger RNA, 2502 nt
Organism: Parascedosporium putredinis
Lineage: Eukaryota; Fungi; Ascomycota; Sordariomycetes; Microascales; Microascaceae
Source: the annotation of a GenBank genome assembly
AUGACCAUUCCUUCCAGGCUCGGCGACGAGCGCCUGGCGCGGAGGGUCUACUCCGCCGUUGUUCGCAAAACGCUCGCCCACGGCACCACAACGGCCACUUACUUCGCCACCCGCCAUGUCGGCUCGACCAAUGUUUUGGCCGACACGUGCCUAGAGCUCGGCCAACGCGCGCUCGUGGGAAGAGCGUGCAUCGCCCACAUCGCCUCCAUCGACCCGGGCCAUGCCCUUGUGAAGCCCAUUAUCACGCCCCGCUUCGCGCCUAGCUGCACCAGCGAGGCCAUGCGCCUCUUGGGCGACCUACAAAAAGAGACGAGUCUCCCCAUUCAGACACACGUCUCGGAAAACCUGUCCGAGAUUGAGCUGGUGCAGAGCAUGUUUCCCGACAGCAAGAAUUACAGCGAUAUCUACGAUUCCCACGGCUUGCUCACGGACAAGACCAUCUUGGCGCAUGCCGUUCAUGUUUCCGAGGAAGAGGCCGCGCUCAUCGCCGAACGGGGGCCAAACCCGUCCGUGCUGGAAAAUGCCCGGCAGGCGAGCUUAGUGAGCCGACACGUUGCUAUGGGCCUCCCCGAGGGCCCGGACAAGGAGGCCGCCAAGCUUACCGUCGAAGAGGUGUUGUACCUGGCUACCAGGGGCGGUGCCCUCGUCGUCGACAUGGCGGACAAGAUAGGAGGCUUCGAGGUUGGCAAGGAGUUUGACGCCAUCCAGGUCUCGCUGGGCGUCGUGGAUGAAGACGGCGUCUCGAUGGGCGAGGGCAAUGUCGACAUUUUUGGGUGGGAGAACUGGGAGGAGAAGAUUGCCAAGUGGCUGUUCAACGGCGAUGAUAGGAACUCAAACUACGUCUCUCCCACCUGCCAAAAUUCGUUCUUGGGACUCGCACCCGUCGAGUCCGAUUCCUUGAGCUUUCUUGAAUUCACACAAUGGACCAACAUCCGCCAUGGGUGGCACGCGGAUAGUCUUGAGGCGGAAUUGGCGACCUGGGAUAUUCGCACCCCAUCGCACUCAUUCGCCAAAGUUCACGAAUCCGCCCACCACCGUCUUCCUUCGACGAAACUGGUCCUGGUCCGGCCGCCCUCCGUCGAACCCGCCCACGAGCCGACACCACCCCACGCCCCCGACCAAGGAUGGGGCGGAUCGCGCAUUCUGCCGCGCGCAAAACUGGAGCCACGCUCCGAGAAUGACCUUGCUCGCUCCGCAGAAGAUGAGGCGGCGAAGCGGCGAGAGGAGGAGGAUAUGGGGUGGAGCAGGGACGCCCUCCAAGCUUUUCUCGCCGAUAAAGGCUCGGCCGCGGUGCUGGCGCGCUUUGAAGGAUUGGCCGCCGCACAGCUGCAUACCAAGGGACGGGCGGGGACCCUAGUAGAAGCUUUUAAAGAAAUGCGUGCUCUGGGGAUCCGGGCUAGCCCUGCUUUCUACGGCCUGGCGCUCGCGGGUCUUGCGAUUCACCCCGACUACCUUCUUCGUGCGACCAUUCUCGAUGCGAUGCGGAGUGACUGGGUCGAAUUCACGACCGACCACAGGGUCCAUGUCGUCAUCGGCAUGCUGCGAGACGGACAGUAUGAGAUGGCGUUUGACGAGGUGGAAGACCUCGUUUCCGAAAAGUCCCGGUCCCCUACUGGCUUUUCGAGAUACUCGUAUUCACCUUUGGCAAGGGCGAACAGAUGCGCCCCGGCCUCCUCAAACCUUUUGUACUACAUGCUCGACGUGUGCAGCGCCGCCUACCACUACGCCGGCACCGUGCACUUUUGGCAGGUCGCCGUGCGGGACAGCGGCAUCGUGCCCUCGGACGGCACCCUUUUGAACGUGAUCAACACGGCCUCCCGCCACGCCGAUCCGGAACUCGCUCUGGAGGCCCUGCGCGUGACCACGGACCGAAAAGUCCAGCUUUCCUUCCAGCACUUCGAGCCCGUCAUCGAGGCGUAUGCCGGCCUGGGCGAGCUCGACGGCGCGUUCCGAAUGCUCUGCGUCAUGGAUAGCGCUGGCUUGCGGCCGGGCAGGGACGCCACGAGAAGCGUUUUGGACGUCUUGCGGGAUGCGCCCGAGCGGGUGGACGAGGCCGUUGGGAUCCUCCGCGAUCUUUCCCGGUCCUAUCGUGUUCCCAUCGCGGCGAUCAAUGUCGUCCUCGAGGCGCUGUGCUCGUCCGGCAACACGGCCGCGGCGGAGACCCUGUACGAAUCCUUGCCCUCCAUCACUCCCGACCCGCCGACCGUCACCACCUUUCACCCCUUCCUCACCUCCCCGUCGCCACCCGCCCACAUAUGUAUCGCCGCCAUUGAAUCAUUCCCCAACCUUACCCUCUCGCCCCCGGAGCUCGCAAGCCUCGCCGUACAUCUCGCCCGCCCUUCUCUAGACGCUGCGCUCGCCUAUCUCUAUCGCAUAGACGCCGUCUAUAAACCUUGGCGGCACCAGCAGCAGAAUCAACGUCACCCCGCCCCUGACGGAGUCGGUGUCGGCGUCGGCGUCGGCGUCGGCGUCGGCGUCGGCGCCGCGAAGCCUGAUGCUUGA